Fusarium poae is the source of this 1362-nucleotide messenger RNA. RefSeq lists its product as uncharacterized. The coding region runs from base 1 to 1362 and encodes 453 amino acids. Gene Ontology annotation, molecular function: calcium ion binding; calcium-dependent phospholipid binding. Lineage: Eukaryota; Fungi; Ascomycota; Sordariomycetes; Hypocreales; Nectriaceae. The transcript is spliced from 3 exons. Gene Ontology annotation, cellular component: cytoplasm. The record is from RefSeq and is a predicted model, not a curated record.
AUGUCUUAUCAAGGUUAUGGUGCCCCCUACGGCCAACCGCCGCCGCCGCAAGGCUAUGGUCAAUAUCCCCCUCAACAACAGCCAUAUGGUGGUUAUCAACAACCUCCCCCUGGACAGUAUCCUCCCCAGCAAGGCGGAUAUCAGCAACCGCAGGGUCACUACCCUCCUCAUGGCGGACCUCCCCCACCUCAACAACCUUACGGUGGCUACCAGCAACAACCUCCUUCACAGCACUACGGCGCACCUCCUGGACCUCCACAAGGCCAUUACGGAGCUCCCCCUCCUCAGCAGCAACCGUACGGCCACCACUCUCCUGCGCCGCCAGGUCCCCCACCAGGACAGUACGGCGCGCCUCCUCCUCAGCAGUAUGGCGCACCACCAGUGCAGCCUACUCCUCCCUCGAUGGGCUACGGACCACCUCAGAUCAUCCAAUGGAACGGCGAACCUGAUGCUGAUGGCCUGCGAAAGGCUAUGAAGGGUUUCGGAACUGAUGAAAAGGCAUUGAUUGCCAUUCUUGCAAACAAGGAUCCUCUACAGAUCGACACAAUUCGACAAGCAUACGAGCGCAAGCACCGUCGCAACCUAAUUGCCGAUAUUCAGAGUGAGACUAGUUCGUGGUUUGAGAAGGCUUUGGUUUCGCUAGCCCGUGGCCCGCUCCUGUCUGACGUUCACGCUCUACAUGACGCCAUGUCUGGCCCUGGAACAAAGGAAGUUGUUCUAAACGAUGUUCUGCUUGGGCGAUCAAAUGCGGAUCUCAAGGCUAUUAAGAGCGCGUACUACCACACUUUCCAUGAUAAACUUGAGGAUAUAGUCAAGGGCGAUUUGAGCAUGAAGACUGAGCGACACUUCUUGAUUGUUCUUGGUGCUACAAGAGCCGAGGACUCCGCACCAGUCGACCCCCGACAAGUUGACGACGAUGUCAUGCAAAUCUACAAAGCCACCGAAGGCAAGAUGGGUACGGACGAGAUUCUUGUGUGCAGUAUUAUGAGCACAAGAAACGAUAACCAAAUCCGUGCCAUCACACACACCUACAAGCAAAAGUUCAACAAGGACCUCGAAAAAGUCAUCAAGAGCGAAUUCUCUGGCCACAUGGAAGACGCUCUCCUCUUCCAAUUGCGCAACGCCACAGACAAGUACAUGCAUGCAGCCAAGCUGCUCGAGGACUCAAUGGCCGGCAUGGGAACAAAGGAUCACCUUCUCGUAUCUCGAACUAUCCGCUACCAUUGGGAUCGUAACACCUUGAACAAUGUAAAGGGCGCCUACCAGCAACGUUAUGGCAAGAGUCUCGGCAAGCGCAUUUAUGGUGAGACUUCGGGUGACUACAGGAAGACGUUGCUGGCGGCGAUUGGCGAACCUUAUUAA